Athene cunicularia (burrowing owl) is the source of this 1017-nucleotide messenger RNA. RefSeq names its product calcium homeostasis modulator 1 (gene CALHM1). Lineage: Eukaryota; Metazoa; Chordata; Aves; Strigiformes; Strigidae. The coding region runs from base 1 to 1017 and encodes 338 amino acids. The transcript has 2 exons. The record is from RefSeq and is a predicted model, not a curated record. Gene Ontology annotation, molecular function: monoatomic cation channel activity.
AUGGACAAGUUUCGGAUGAUCUUCCAGUUCCUCCAGUCCAACCAGGAAUCCUUCAUGAAUGGCAUCUGUGGGAUCAUGGCCCUCGCCAGUGCCCAGAUGUACUCAGCCUUUGAUUUCAACUGCCCCUGCCUGCCGCACUACAACCUGGCCUAUGGGCUGGGCAUCCUCCUGGUACCUCCCUUCAUCUUGUUCCUGCUGGGCUUCGUGCUGAACAACAAUGUCUCCAUGCUGGCAGAGGAGUGGAGGAGGCCCCAGGGCCAGCGAGAGAAGGACCCGGCUGUCCUGCGCUACAUGUUCUGCUCCAUGGCCCAGCGGGCCAUGAUCGCCCCGGCAGUCUGGGUCUCAGUGACGCUGCUGGACGGCAAGUGCAUCACCUGUGCCUUCUGCACCUCGGUGCCUGUGGAGACCCUGGGCAACACUAGCCACCCCGGCCUCUCCCAGGGAGAGAUGAAGCGGGUCCUUGCCCGCAUUCCCUGCAAGGAGAUCUACAAUGGACAGGAGCUCAUUGCCAAUGAAGUGGCCGUCAGGUACCUGCGCUGCAUCUCGCAGGCUCUGGGCUGGUGCUUUAUCCUGCUGAUGACCACACUGGCUUUCUUGGUCAGAUCCCUCCGGCCCUGUUUCACCCAAGCCGCUUUCCUGAAGAGCAGGUACUGGUCUCACUACAUUGACAUCGAGCGCAAGCUGUUUGACGAGACAUGUGCGGAGCAUGCCAGAAGCUUUGCCAAGGUCUGCAUCCAGCAGUUCUUCGAGGGUAUGAGCACGGACCUGGCGUCUGCUCACUGCCACCCACCCAGAAAAGCCCCUGCAGAUGUGGGGGAAGCUGCUGAGAAGCUCCUGGGUAUCACUGACCAGGGCACCAUGAACACAGCCCUGAAGAGCUGGCACAGAUGUAAGCCCCCGCUGCACCUCCACCCACCUGCCCUCCCCAGUGGCAAUGGCUGGGCAGGGGAAGAACAGCCCCCCCCCCACCCCCCUGUGCCCCGAAGGGAGAUGGCUGCCUACUACAGCCGGGUGUGA